Molecule: messenger RNA, 1950 nt
Organism: Hordeum vulgare subsp. vulgare (domesticated barley)
Lineage: Eukaryota; Viridiplantae; Streptophyta; Magnoliopsida; Poales; Poaceae
Product: mRNA-decapping enzyme-like protein
Exons: 8
Coding region: 160-1647 (495 amino acids)
Biological process (GO): deadenylation-independent decapping of nuclear-transcribed mRNA; deadenylation-dependent decapping of nuclear-transcribed mRNA; positive regulation of catalytic activity
Cellular component (GO): P-body
Molecular function (GO): mRNA binding; enzyme activator activity
Source: RefSeq, a predicted model, not a curated record
GCAGGCAGCUGUGACGCACACGGCGGCGGUGCCACGGCGUGCGCGGCAAAGGCGAGAGCGCUCUCUCGCCCCCACCGCCAUCGUCAGCGAUCGCCCGGCCGUCCAAACCCCCAGGACCGAAGCCGCUCCGGCCGCCAGCUAGGGUUUCCUGCGAGGGCCAUGAAGCGGCGCGGCGGCGGCGGCGGCGGGAGGCGGAGCAAGGUGACGCCGAACCUGGGGGCGGACCGGGAGGGCACGCGGCUGCUCAACCUCACCGUGCUGCGCCGCCUCGACCCCGCCGUCGCCGACAUCCUCAUCACCGCCGCCAGCGUCACCGCCUACAGCUUCGACCAGGACACGGCCCGAUGGAGCCACAAGGGCGUGGAGGGGUCCCUCUUCGUCGUCAAGAGGAACACCCAACCCAGAUUCCAGUUUCUCGUCAUGAAUCGUCGAAAUACAGAAAAUCUGGUCGAGGAUCUGCUGGACGGUUUUGAAUACCAGGCGGAAGUUCCUUACAUAAUAUACAGGAAUGCUGCAUCCGAAAUUAUUGGAAUUUGGUUCUAUGAACCUGAGGAAUGUGGAGAAGUGGUGCAUAUUUUCAGUAGGAUACAUAAAGCAUAUUCCAGGGCGUCCCCAAAGAAAAUGGUUCCUUCAGUUCAAAGUUUCAGUGAUUUUGAAGAGCUGGAAGUAGCAUCUGAUGUUCCCUCAUCUGAAGAAGAUACCCUAGAGCAGCCAACAACAUCAUCUAGUAUGGUACCUGGCAGUGUUGGAUACAAGUUAUUCCCAGCUUUGAUAACAGCAGCGGCAUGCGUUGGAGCACCUACGGGUGGAGCAGGUCCAGUACAGCCAAAUCAACCUAUCAGGGCGGUUCCUUCAUCCAGGCAUGCAUCACCAGCGCCUAGUGCUGUUUCGUCACAGCCUCCUGCCUCGCAUAAUCUGCUUCCGCCUUCACGAGCGUUGUCAGCUACCAUGGUUCCCCCGGAUGCUCAUGUACCCACCAGCGCUCCUACCAUUCAGGCUGCUAGUCUUACAAAACUACCAUUCUUUCCGCCCAUUCCCACCACAUCUCCGCAAGCAACAACAGCUCAUGCUGCUUUUCCAUCUUCUGCUCCACCCCCAUUUCUUCCUCCCCUUGUCAUUCAGCACCAGCAGAGUGCUACUCCCUUUCUCCAGCCAUUUCCACUACCCUCUGCUCCUCCUCCACUUGAUCCUCCGCACAGGCAAAGUGCUCCCUUGCCCCAGCAGCCCUUUGCACAAUCCACUGCUCCUCCUCCACUUGAUCCUCAGCACAGGCAAAGUGCUCCCUUGGCCCAGCCCUUUACACAAUCCACUGCUCCUCCUGCACUUGAUCCUCAGCAGAGGCAAAGUGCUCCCUUGUUCAAGCCCUUUCAACUAUCCUCUGCCCCUCCCCCACCUCGUCCUCAGCACUGGCAAAGGUCUCCCUCGCUCGACCACUUUGCACGGCCCGCUGAAUGCCCCCCUCCACCGUAUGGCGCGCUGUUGCUUCAGCCAUUUCCACCGCCUAACCCUCCUCCCCCACUGCUUGCCCCAACAGCAUCGUAUGGCCCAGAGAUACUAUCAAGAGACAAACUCAGAGGUGCAUUGCUGAGGCUUGUGCAGAAUGAUGAUUUCAUCGACAUGUUGUACCGGGAGAUUGUAAAAGGGUAGCAGUGCCUUUGAAGUUGAGCAACGGACGUAUCUGCUACAGGCUUGCCUUGUGUUUCAUGUGGUGCGUUUCGUCAAGGCCUGCGUAGACAGAGAUGUGCAUCUCACAUCACAUACCUGUAGAGUCUAACAUAGUUUAGACUGCAGUGUCGAGACUUGGCGGGGAAAAAAAAGAACUCGUGUCGAGUUGUUUUGAGUUGUACAACCUCUGUACUGGAACUAAGUUAGCCUACUGAAACUACAAAUAUUCUGGUACAGAGGGAGUAACUACUAAUAUUACUGUCGGAAACCAAGUUUCACUCCAAA